AUGUAUGUGAAAUGGUUUGACACAGUAAUGUUUUACUAUGUGAUUUUAGUGAAUGUCACUUUUUGUCAUUUUCACAUUUCCCGCCGUUCCGUCCCCCGUACGUCCCGACACUCGCAGGGGACAGAACCCAGAUGACAGAUGCCGGCAUCCGCCGGGGACACUGCAGGAGGGACAUCGCGGGAGAGCAGGACAAGGUAAGUGAUAGAGGGAUCGCGGAGCAGCACCGCAUGGUAAGCCCGAGUGUAGCUCGGUGUUACCGCUUGUGCUACACUCGGGAAUACCACCAGGGAGGU
Staurois parvus is the source of this 293-nucleotide messenger RNA. Lineage: Eukaryota; Metazoa; Chordata; Amphibia; Anura; Ranidae. The record is from the annotation of a GenBank genome assembly.